AUGGUCCAGAUGUGUUGGCCAAUGUCAUGCACGUGGCUUCCACCAAGCUUUCUCAGACUUGCGGAAGUGUUGCCGGAGACUCCUCAAGGCUGCCGUGCUACCCGUCUCGCAGAUGUUCUGGGUCUGGAUGCUGGUAACGCAGCCGACGAAGAACAAGUUCAGGGAGCCGGCGACAUGGGAAGCGGACCGACAGGGACUGGUGAGACUGAACGUCUGGCGCCACAAGGCACAAGCGAGAAGUCCGAUGGUACCACGGUACUGUACAGUUGA
This is a messenger RNA of Parastagonospora nodorum SN15, 270 nucleotides long. RefSeq lists its product as hypothetical. Lineage: Eukaryota; Fungi; Ascomycota; Dothideomycetes; Pleosporales; Phaeosphaeriaceae. The coding region runs from base 1 to 270 and encodes 89 amino acids. The transcript has 2 exons. The record is from RefSeq and is a predicted model, not a curated record.